AUGAACAAAGUCAACAACAUUGAUUGUUAUCAAUUAUCAACUAUCGCUUCCACGGUAUCCCCGCUGCCGCUCAUCCGCGCCGGACAGCGGGCAGAUCUGCCGCCUCCCCCCACGGGGCCAUCACGGGACCGGACACUAGACCGGACGGGGAAAGAGCAGAAGGAUCCAUUUUCUCCUCAUUUCUCUCUCAGGAGUGGACCUCACCAGCUUACCCCGGACUCAGUCAAUCUAUCUCUUGUUCUAUUCCUCCCAUCGGCUCGUGGUGUUGAAGCUUUGUCCUCUUCCUCUGGCUUGCCAGAGUGA
Messenger RNA from Aspergillus melleus, 303 nucleotides. RefSeq lists its product as uncharacterized. The record is from RefSeq and is a predicted model, not a curated record. The coding region runs from base 1 to 303 and encodes 100 amino acids. The transcript has a single exon. NCBI's taxonomy places the organism in Eukaryota, Fungi, Ascomycota, Eurotiomycetes, Eurotiales, Aspergillaceae.